Messenger RNA from Limanda limanda (common dab), 2917 nucleotides. RefSeq names its product interleukin-1 receptor accessory protein. The transcript is spliced from 12 exons. The record is from RefSeq and is a predicted model, not a curated record. Bases 144 to 1976 code for a protein of 610 amino acids. Gene Ontology annotation, biological process: signal transduction. NCBI's taxonomy places the organism in Eukaryota, Metazoa, Chordata, Actinopteri, Pleuronectiformes, Pleuronectidae.
CUUGUGCGCGUGUGUGAGUGUGUGCUCGUGUGUGUCACCACUCGUGUGAACCGCCGCUGUGAGGACCCGCCCCGCGGAGCUCCGUGUGGGGACCGACUCGCUCCGCUCCCAGACGCCGGGGAUCAGCUCUCCUCUCCGGGCUCAUGUCGUCCUUCGUCUCCACCCUCGUCUUCCUCUGCAGCCUGGCAGCUGGCACAGGAUCAGAGCCCAUGUGUAAUGAUUGGGGGGAGUCCAGUGAUGGGACAGUCUCUGUCCUGGAGGGGGAGGCCGCUUGGCUCUCUUGUCCUCUUUUCUCUCAUCCCUCCGUCUACAACUACACGUCCACCCAGAGCGCAGGACACAACCUGGUCUGGUACCGCGACCCCGAAGGUCACGACCUGGAGCAGCCAAUCACGUACAGCUCCCGUCUCACCCGGGGCAGAGAGAGGCUGUGGCUGCAGCCGGCCUCCUCAGAGGACAGUGGACUCUACAUCUGCAUGCUGCGUAACAAGUCGUCCUGCAGUAAGAUGGCCGUGCGUCUCAAGGUGCUGCGGCGUGCGGACCUGGUCCAACCCUCUGACUGCCGGCCCCCGGUGGCCGCCCCCCCGAGCAGCCUGGAGCUCCCCCAGGGGGAGGGCGCGACCCUGGACUGUCCCGACCUGCAGGAGGUCAGCAAGAUGGCCGACAGCGUUCCCAACGUCACCUGGUACCACGUGACUCUAUACGGCUCGUGCUACCAGGCUCCCUUCUGGCACCACGACCGGGAACUGGACGGAUCCAGUCUGAGGUUCUUCAACAUGUUUGAUAUAUUCGAGGGUUUAUAUCUCUGCACCGUCAGCUACCGGAGGAAAGGCGAGCCGCUGAACUUCAGCAGGAGCAUCGACGUCACCACCGUCCAUCCGACUAACCUGUCCAAGUAUCCGAACAUCAUGCAGCCGCACACGGGGCGUGUCUUCUCCGUCCGCCUGGGUACGGAGGCGCGUCUGCAGUGUGAAGGUCUGUUCCCGCACCUGAAGUCCGAGUGGGACAUCUGGUGGACGGUGGACGGGAUGACGCUGGACCAGCUGGCCGACCCGCGCUUCUAUAACAUCAACAGCCAUGUGAGAACCUACAAGGGGGACCGGACGGAGGAGAGCCUGCUGGUGAUUCAGGACUUUGGCUCCAAGGACCUGAACCGAAGCUACACCUGCUCUGUGAAGAACUCCAGAGGCUCGGAGACGCGCCGGGCGGAGCUGAAGGUCGAGGAGUCAGUGUCGUUGCCGUCCGUGGAGCUGGGUUGUGGUCUGGGCGUGACCCUGGUCCUCAUGCUGCUCCUCUUCGUGGUCUAUCACGUCUUCUGGCUGGAGCUGCUGCUCCUCUACCGCUCGUGGUUCGGCAGCGACGAGCGCCACACGGAUGAUAAAGAAUACGAUGUGUACAUCUCCUAUGCUCGGGACACUGAGGACGAGACGUUUGUUCUGUCGACGCUUCGCACGGUUCUGGAAAACGAACUCGGUUACUCCGUGUGUAUAUUUGACCGAGACAGUCUGCCGGGGGGGACCAUCACAGACGAGACUCUGAGCUUCGUGGCUCGCAGCCGGCGCGUCCUGGUGGUCGUGAGCCCGGGCUACGCCACGCAGGGGUCGCAGGCCCUGCUGGAGCUGAAGGCCGGGAUCGACGGCAUGGCGCUGAGCGGAGACCUGAAGGUCAUCCUGGUCCAGUUCAAACCGGUUCGGUGGCAGGGCUGGGUCCGCGAGCUGAGGCGAGCCCGGGUGGCUCUGGCCCUGGUCCAAUGGCAGGGAGACAAAUCCAGCGAGCUGACGUCUCGCUUCUGGAAGCGUCUGAGGGUGGAGCUUCCUGUGAGGAGGGUGGGCCGCAGGGCGGAGGAGGAGGAGGAGGAGGGGGGGGGGUACAGCAAGGAGCUGCUGAGGCUGCAGAGUCAGAUCAGCACCAACUCACAGACCGGCCUCCUCACGGACAGCAGGACCCCGAAGAAAGUCUUCAGCUGUGCAGUGUGACUCCGCCCCUUUCAGUCAUGUGUUCAGAACCUGUGACGGAGCUUCGCCCCUUUCAGUUAGGUGUUCAGAACCUGUGACGGAGCUCCGCCCCUUUCAGUCACGUGUUCAGAACAUGUGACGGAGCUCCGCCCCUUUCAGUCACGUGUUCAGAACAUGUGACGGAGCUCCGCCCCUUUCAGUCAAGUGUUCAGAACGUGUGACGGAGCUCCGCCCCUUUCAGUCACGUGUUCAGAACAUGUGACGGAGCUCCGCCCCUUUAAGUCACGUGUUCAGAACAUGUGACGGAGCUCCGCCCCUUUAAGUCACGUGUUCAGAACAUGUGACGGAGCUCUGCCCCUUUCAGUCACGUGUUCAGAACAUGUGACGGAGCUCCGCCCCUUUCAGUCACGUGUUCAGAACAUGUGACGGAGCUCCGCCCCUUUAAGUCACGUGUUCAGAACAUGUGACGGAGCUCCGCCCCUUUAAGUCACGUGUUCAGAACAUGUCGGCAGUCGCAGAUAAACAUGGAAAGAAUAUUUUAGGAUUAAUUUCUCUUAAUCUGGUUCUGAUUCCUCUCAGUCGUCCGUCUUACAAAUCGUCUGAUUGAUGAAACUCAGUCUGAUUCUGAACUUUGGCCUGAGGGUGGCGCCAGAGGGAAGACCGAGGAUAAAGAUAGAAAUUAAAAAUCGAUAUUUGAUAAAGAUCGAGUCCAGCAGCUGCUGAUGUGACGGAGCUCCGCCCCUUUCAGUCAAUUUCAGUCUGAUAAACGAAUGCACUGCAACUUUCACGUCAGAAGAUUAAUUAUUUCAAUUGAAUGUUUUGUGAUCGUUACUUUCAACGUUGUUAUUACUCUGCACUUUCUGCGUUUUUCUUUAAAUUUUUUUAUCACUUUAAAAACAGUAUUUAAACUUGAGACUGCAUCCUGAACUUUGUCAGUUUUUUUAAUAAAUGGUAAAAAAUCA